UACAAUACCAGAACAACUAACAAUGCCUCAGAAACAUCUCUGCCUGCUCGUCUUGCUGUGUUCGCCAUUGGCCUUCGCCCUCAAUCUCAGGAGUCCUAUUGGUGAGGGCGAUGAAACUGAUGAAACUGAUGACAAUGAGACUGAAUCUGAUGAUGAUGAGGAAGGCGAAAAUCCGGGGUUGAGCCACCUAAUGCUUGCAGGCCUCUCGCCCGUGACAGAACCACAAGAAGAAUGUUUCAAUAUUUCCGUCAAUGUGCCCGUUUACGUAGAACACGAAGAUGUCGCUAUCCGCGACGGCAUGAGAGUUGUCAACGUCAACGUCCUCCAAGACAACAGCAUCUCAGGAGCCUGCAACUACGUCAUAACCGACAAUGCAAUUUUUGUCAAUUCCACCUGCAACGCCGAUUUCGAGGUGUGCCUCUUACCCUUGAAUGCAUAGACCUGUAAACAACGUGUACGCCGUUACUGACAUCGACGGUGGAACGGCAUGCCGUCGCUGAAGACGUAAUGGUGUUUUUAUUUGAGUAGGAUAAUCUUGGAAAAAAAUGCCCUUAAUGUCUAUGCAUUACUAUGUAUCUGCAUUAAUAAAAAUUUUAGA
This is a messenger RNA of Haliotis rufescens (red abalone), 598 nucleotides long. RefSeq lists its product as uncharacterized. The coding region runs from base 23 to 439 and encodes 138 amino acids. The record is from RefSeq and is a predicted model, not a curated record. Lineage: Eukaryota; Metazoa; Mollusca; Gastropoda; Lepetellida; Haliotidae. The transcript is spliced from 5 exons.